This is a messenger RNA of Funneliformis mosseae, 1148 nucleotides long. The record is from the annotation of a GenBank genome assembly. NCBI's taxonomy places the organism in Eukaryota, Fungi, Glomeromycota, Glomeromycetes, Glomerales, Glomeraceae.
AAUUGAAUCAAGACUUGUUUCAAUCUACAAUGGAACAUGUUGAAAAAGUACUUCGAGAUUCUAAAAUAAACAAAAGUCAAAUUCAUGAAAUUGUUCUAGUUGGUGGUUCAACACGUAUUCCUAAAAUUCAAAAGAUGGUAUCCGAGUUCUUCAAUGGUAAAGAACCAAACAAAUCUGUUAAUCCUGAUGAAGCCAUGGCCUAUGGUGCCGCCAUUCAGGCUGCUAUUUUAACUGGUGAUGCUUCUGAAAAGACUCAAGAUUUACUUUUACUCGAUGUCGCUGCUUUAUCUCUGGGUAUUGAAACUACCGGCGGUGUCAUGACACCGCUUAUUAAACGUAAUACUACUGUACCUACUAAGAAAUCCGAAAUUAUUUCAACAGAUUUUGAAAAUCAAACGGAAAUGCUUAUUCGAAUUUAUGAAGGUGAACGUGCCCGUUCUAAGGAUAACAAUUUGCUUGGAGAAUUCAAAUUGUCUGAAAUUCAUCCAGCACCAAAGGGUGUUCCACAAAUCGAAGUUACCUUUGAUAUCGAUGCAAACGGUAUCUUAAACGCAUGUAUUAGAUAUUCAAGUUUUAUUAUCGCUAUUGUAUCCGCUGUUGAUAAAACAACUGGAAUAUCGAAUAAAAUGACCAUCACGAAUGAUAAAGGUCGAUUGUCAAAGGAAGAAAUCGAACUUGCUGAAGCCGAGAAAUAUCGUGAAGACGAUGAGAAAAUUGCACAAAAUAUACAGGCACGAAAUAGUUUGGAAAGUUAUGCAUAUAACUUACGUAAUAUACUUCACAGCGAACAAGUUGUUGGUAAUCUUGACCUAGCAAGCAAGAUGAAACUUGAAGAUGCAAUUCAACAAUCGAUUACAUGGCUUGAAAAUAACCAAGAGGCAAUGAGGGGGGAAUAUGAUUAUAAACAAAGGUCACUCAAAAAGAUAGCUGACUCAAUAAUAAUGAAAUUUUGUGGCACAAGCGCCAGUUUUGGUCCAGGGCCACCUUGUUGUAUCUGGCAUUCCCAAAUGUUUCCGAUUUCUAAUUGUCUCAAUCUUGAAAAUCCACUUAAGCAUGAACCUAAAUUCGAAAAUCGGUUAUAUACAGUUGAACUUGGACAUAUCGUCAAAUACGCCGUUUCGGAAUGGGAUACUAUACGGUCUGAAUGA